This is a messenger RNA of Lodderomyces oxycetoniae, 1668 nucleotides long. It is a transcript of the gene SRP54, whose product is annotated as RNA-binding signal recognition particle subunit. Gene Ontology annotation, molecular function: ATP hydrolysis activity; GTP binding; GTPase activity. Bases 1 to 1668 code for a protein of 555 amino acids. NCBI's taxonomy places the organism in Eukaryota, Fungi, Ascomycota, Pichiomycetes, Serinales, Debaryomycetaceae. Gene Ontology annotation, biological process: SRP-dependent cotranslational protein targeting to membrane; SRP-dependent cotranslational protein targeting to membrane, translocation. The record is from RefSeq and is a predicted model, not a curated record. The transcript has a single exon. Gene Ontology annotation, cellular component: cytosol; signal recognition particle, endoplasmic reticulum targeting.
AUGGUUUUAGCUGAUUUGGGAGAGAGACUUAGAGGUGCGCUCUCAUCGGUAGACAAUGGUACUGAAGAUGAGAUUCAGCAAAUGCUCAAGGAUAUUUGCACUGCUUUAUUAGAAAGUGAUAUCAAUGUCAAGCUUGUUGCGAAAUUGAGGGGCAAUAUAAGAGACAAGAUCGAACAGGAGAAAGUUACCAAAGAGACGUCAUCUCAGAACAAGCGAAAGAAAUUACAAAAGAUCAUAUAUGAUGAACUAUGUGCCUUGGUGGAUUCGCACGAGGAACCACCAAAACCCAAGAAAUUAUCAUCUACUACGAAAACCAUCAAGGGUAAAAAAGUGCGAGUUUCAAAAGAGAGCAGCCACGUGAUUAUGCUUGUUGGGCUUCAAGGUGCUGGUAAAACCACUUCAUGUACCAAAUUGGCCGUUUAUUAUAAAAAGAGAGGGUUUAAGGUUGGUUUAGUUUGUGCAGAUACGUUUAGAGCUGGUGCUUUUGACCAAUUGAAACAGAAUGCAAUCAAGGCGAACAUUCCCUAUUAUGGGUCAUACUUGGAGCCCGAUCCAGUCAAGAUUGCUUAUGAGGGUGUACAAAAGUUUAAACAAGAGAAAUUCGAUAUUAUAAUAGUGGACACAUCGGGUAGACAUCGACAAGAAGAUCAAUUGUUCACCGAAAUGGUACAAAUUGGCGAUAUGAUACAGCCUACGCAAACAAUCAUGGUGAUGGAUGGUUCAAUAGGACAAGCUGCAGAAUCGCAAGCUCGCGCGUUCAAGGAAAGCUCGAAUUUUGGGUCAAUCAUUCUAACGAAAAUGGACGGCCAUGCAAAAGGAGGUGGUGCGAUUAGUGGUGCAGCAGCAGCAAAGACACCAAUAGCGUUUGUGGGAACAGGUGAACAUACUGGAGAUUUCGAGGUGUUUAAUCCAAAGUCAUUUAUAUCGAAAUUAUUGGGUAUUGGUGAUAUUCAAUCGCUUAUCGAACAUGUGCAGUCGCUUAAUUUGCAUCAAGAUGAAGGUCAUAAGCAGACUAUUGAGCAUAUCAAGGAGGGUAAAUUCACAUUGAAAGACUUUCAAAAUCAAAUGAACAACUUUAUGAAAAUGGGACCUCUCACGAACAUUGCAUCAAUGAUUCCUGGUAUGUCCAGUAUAAUGUCCCAAGUGGGCGAAGAAGAAACAUCAAAUAAAAUCAGAAACAUGAUCUUCAUUAUGGACUCUAUGACGACAAAGGAAUUGGAGAGUGAUGGUAGAAUUUUUAUCAAGGAGCCUAGUAGAAUCAUUAGAGUUGCCAGAGGUUCCGGAUGCAGUGCAGUUGAAGUGGAAAUGAUCUUGCAGCAACAUCGAAUGAUGUCGACAAUGGCUAAAUCCGCUAUGGCAGCUCAAGCGGGCCAGCCAGGUCAAGCUGGAGGACCAUUUGGAAAUAACCCACAAAUGCAAAGAAUGAUGCAACAAGCGCAGUCUAACCCUAACUUUAUGGAACAAGCAAUGAGAAUGAUGGGUGGUGCUGGAGGCCCUGGAGGUGCCGGAGGAUUGAGUGGUAUGAUGAAUAACCCAGCAAUGAUGCAACAGGCACAGCAGUUAAUGAGAAGUAACCCGGGAAUGAUGCAACAGGCUCAAAAUAUGAUGAAAAAUCCCUCGAUGAUGCAGCAAAUGAUGAAGCAAUUUGGAGGUAUGGGAGGAAUGUAG